Leopardus geoffroyi (Geoffroy's cat) is the source of this 713-nucleotide messenger RNA. RefSeq names its product mitochondrial contact site and cristae organizing system subunit 13 (gene MICOS13). Gene Ontology annotation, cellular component: MICOS complex; mitochondrial crista junction. The transcript has 4 exons. The record is from RefSeq and is a predicted model, not a curated record. Lineage: Eukaryota; Metazoa; Chordata; Mammalia; Carnivora; Felidae. Gene Ontology annotation, biological process: cristae formation. Bases 217 to 573 code for a protein of 118 amino acids.
GCUUUGCGGCUCCCGGGCUCUGAAGAUCACACUUCUCCGAAUCCUUUCGCUGUAGAGCCGCCGUCCCUCUGCGGAGUCUCCGAGCCUUCGAGGGACUUCGACUCCCGGAGGCCUUUGCGGCCGACUAGGGUGACUACGUUUCCCAGAGGCCUCUGCGGCGCCGCCACCGGAAGCGGCGAGCGAGUCGAGUGUCCUUGCGCGCGGAGCCGAGGGACCAUGGUGCCCCGAGUGUGGUCGCUGAUGAGGUUCCUCAUCAAGGGCAGUGUGGCCGGGGGUGCCGUCUACCUGGUGUAUGACCAGGAGCUGCUGGGGCCAAGUGACAAGAGCCAGGCUGUCCUUCAGAAGGCAGAGGAGGUAGUCCCCCCAGCCCUGUACCAGUUCAGCCAGUACGUGUGUGAGCAGACAGGUCUGAAGAUACCCCAGCUCCCAGCCCCUCCAAAGUUUAACUUUCACAUCCGCGACUCCUGGAAUUCAGGCAUCAUUAAGGUGAUGUCGGCUCUGUCGGCGGCCCCCUCCAAGGCUUGCGAGUACUCCAGGGAGGGCUGGGACUACCUGAAGAAGCGAAUCAAGUAGCCUGUCAGAGGAGGCCACCUGCCCCAGCCAGGAACAGGGGCAGGGAUGCCAUAGAGCUGGAGACUCCAGACUGGGACUGAGACCCCACGCCAAGGGCAGCUCCCGGCCUUGCUGGCCCAAUAAAGGACUUUGGAAGUGUU